This is a messenger RNA of Xenia sp. Carnegie-2017, 1824 nucleotides long. RefSeq names its product reticulon-4-interacting protein 1 homolog, mitochondrial-like. Gene Ontology annotation, cellular component: mitochondrion. Bases 111 to 1283 code for a protein of 390 amino acids. The transcript is spliced from 8 exons. NCBI's taxonomy places the organism in Eukaryota, Metazoa, Cnidaria, Anthozoa, Malacalcyonacea, Xeniidae. Gene Ontology annotation, molecular function: oxidoreductase activity. The record is from RefSeq and is a predicted model, not a curated record.
UCAAACGCAGGCUCAUUUAUGAUCCUAAUAAAGUUAAUAAAUUAAACCAACACAUUUAUCCGAAUAACCAACGUUUUUUGAAGGUUACUCCAAGGAAAAAUAAAUACAACAUGGCUAGAAACAUAUUAAAAAGGAGCUGUUGUAUCAUAAAUACCCCAAUUAGACAAAAUUUUUAUUUUAGUACAAAAUUCCUGCCUAAGGAUAUGAAAGCAUGGCUUCUGCACAAAUUUGAUAAGGAGGUGCAGAUACAUAUGCCAAAACUCGAACAAAUUAAGUUACCAACAUCUUUGGGUACCAACGAGAUCUUGGUACAAGUUAAAGCAGCUUCGUUGAAUCCUAUUGAUGUAAAAAUGACUCAAGGAUUUGGUUCUGUGUUGUUUAAAGGCUUAAGAAAACUUAAUAGGUCCACUUUGCCUGAGUUUCCUGUGAUCCUUGGGCGAGAUUUCUCUGGUAUUGUGGUGAAGACAGGCUCUCAUGUGACUAGACUGAAAGAGGGAGAUGAGGUUUGGGGGACCCCUGCAGUGUGGAAACAAGGUUCAUUUGCUGAGUAUUGUCUUGUUGGUCAAGAUGAGAUUGCUCUCAAGCCCAAAUCUUUGAGCUAUGUUGAAGCUGUUUCAUUUCCGUAUGUUUAUCUAACAAUGUGGGCAGCAUUAUGUAAUGUUUGUGGAUUAAAACAGGAGAAUGCUAAAGGAAAACGAAUAUUUAUAGUUGGAGGAAGUGGUGGUGUUGGGAAUAUUGGAAUUCAGAUGAUGAAGGAAUGGGGUGCACAUGUGACAACCUCAUGUAGCACAGAUGCCAUUGAUUUGGUAAAAAAGCUUGGCGCCGAUGAUGUCAUUGAUUAUAAAACAGAAGAUCUUGUGAAAAGAUUAAAAAAUGAGCCAAGGUAUGAUGUGAUAUUGGAUUCUGUUGGAACAAAUCUCGAAUACUUCAAAAGUGGUUCCAAAAGGUCGUGUAACAAGACAUCGAAAUACGUUACACUAAUGCCUCCACUAUUGGACAUUGUCGACGAAUCUGGCCUCGCAUUGGGCACGUUAGCAGUUGUGAAUACGUUUCUGAGGAAGGCAGUAACAUUGAGGUUCCAGUCUAAUCUCGAUUACCAUUGGGGAUUUUUUCGUCCAAACAGUAAUGCACUCAACUAUCUUAACGAACUCGUGACUAAAGGGAAGGUCGUUCCUGUUAUAGAUAGCGUUUUCCCAUUUCAUUCAUUACCAGAAGCUUUUGAGAAAAUGAACCUGGGACAUUUGAGAGGAAAAAUUGUUGUUGACUAUGAAAGUCUCCGUUAAUGAAAUAUUGAAAGCCUGCGUUAAUGAAAUAUUGAAAGCCUGCGUUGAUGAAAUAUUGAAAGCCUGUUUUAAUGAAAUAUUGAAAGCCUGCGUUGAUGAAAUAUGUGUCUGUAACGGAAGAAUGUGGAAGAACAUAUAAGAAAUGAAAAAAUACACGAGACAACUUUGUUUCCUGUCAAGACUUGAAGAUAGGUUAGCUUAAUCCACUGUUAUCUAUAUGGGCUACCUAUGCUUUUAUUGUAAACAUCGUUGACAGGAGAUCGAAAUCCUCGUUGAACUUUUUUUCAAUAUAAUAUAAUACGUGAUCGAUUUGUGUAGCAGAUUUUUUAAAAUGACCACCCAUCAAAAAAAUACAGCAAAAAGAAUAAUAGAAAGUUAACGUAAUUCUGAUUUAACAUACAGUCCAAAGUUGGAGAAAAGAAAAUUUAUAAUAUGUACUUAUGAGUAGUAAAACAUCUGUCAUAUCAAUAGAUUGAUUCAUCGUGAAAUUACAGGUAUAGCUGGGCGUGAUAUAGCCAUUAAAUAUCUUUAUAUAACUUUA